Lolium perenne is the source of this 2116-nucleotide messenger RNA. RefSeq lists its product as uncharacterized. Lineage: Eukaryota; Viridiplantae; Streptophyta; Magnoliopsida; Poales; Poaceae. The record is from RefSeq and is a predicted model, not a curated record.
AUGGCUGGUGAAGGCACGAGCAGCAGCCGCCGCCUUAGGAUCUAUGGUCCGGACAACCUAGGUAUCGGGGACGACGAACACGCGGCGGACAGAGAUCUGCGCGGAGGGAUCCGGAGCGAGCUCCUCGCCACGAUCCACCGCUGCUACGCCGGGGCGAAGCUCGUCGACGUCGGCUUCUGCUUUGGGCUGCUGGACCCGCGCCGCAACAUCGCCGUCGGCCAGGCCAUCGCCUGCGCCGAGGAUUUCCUCCUCCGCAUGCCCACCGAUUCGGAGGAGGAGGAGAAGCCAUGGCGGCCGGCAAGUCGGCCCUUGAUACGGUGCAUCUACGAGCGCUCGCUCGACGGCCUCGUCGCCUUCCUGGUCGCCCUCUUUCCCUACCUCACCAACUACAGGGCCAUGUGGUACCUCAACAUGGCUGAUUCGGAUCCCCUCGUGGCUGCCCGCCUCGUCAUCAACCACCGCGGGAUGGAUCGGACCUUCGGGUUUGCGUCCGACGCCACCGUGGCCGCCGUCGAGACGGCCCUCCGCUGCGCCGCAGCCGCCGCCCAGCACCCCAACCCGCGCCACUUUUCUCUAGGCUGGAGGCUACUGUCCCCUUCUCUGCAGGAGCUAUCACGCCCCAGCUGCGUUACCCUAAACCCAUCUGACCUAAUCCACAUCAUGUCGCUUCUUCGUCGGCAACAGCCGCCUCCCGUGUCUAUUAGCCUGGACAAAAUGUGGGAGCUAGCCUCCUGUCGCCUCCUCAAGCGCACCGUCAAGCUUGCCUCUUGUGGCCUUCUCAACCUCAACCCUCAUCAGGCUAUAACGAACACCUUCCCUCCAGUGCCGCGGCAGACUCUCAGGCGUAUGCUUCUCACCACCAUCCAUGGAUACUACCUGCAGGCUCUUGCCAGGCUGCCCAAGGACAAGCUGCGCUCGCGCUACCACCACAGUCUGCUCCUCGCCGGCCACUGCUACGGACCGCUCGACCCCGUCUCCAACAUCAUCCUUAAUACCCUCUGGUACAGCCACGCCUACCCUCUAACGCUAGAGAAAAACGUCGAGGUCGAGGCCAUCAGCACCAAACCCCUGCUGCGGAUCGCAGUCCGGUCUCUAUAUGGCCUCGUCUCCUUCCUUUGCACCAGCUACCCUGCCCUCACGCCGGGUGAAGCCCUCCGCCGACUGCACGUGGCUGCGGCCGAUCUCCGGGUUGCUCAGGGUGAUCCAACCCUGCUUGACAACCAUUCGGGAGCACCACCGGUACCUGUCGAAGAAGCCUACGCGGCUGCAGCCAAGGCCGCAUACCACCCCAAGCCGCAUCAGCAGGCAGAGUUCCUCGGACCAUCAAAUACCGUGUUGUCCGCCUUCUCGCAAGUCCUCCAGCUUGAUGAUCCGGGGAAGAUCCACCAAUUAUUGUUGUCUGUUGUUACGAGCAGCAGCGUAAUAGCACAAGAAACAAAAAACAUCAACGUGUUAAGCCCCUGGGAUUACUCUUUUGUCAUGGGAAUUGUAGGUGACUUCUGGGACAACCACAGCAGAGCCGUGAGAAUGGUGAAAUCUGCAAUCGAUAUGUACAGCCAGCAGCACGGGGUACCAAAAUACGAGCUCCAUGUUAUCUGCGGUGUCAAUGAGUAUGUGGAUGCCCCUGUCCUGGUGACGCCAUUUGAAAACAUGUACCGUUGCUCCCACAUCAACUUCCUCGCAACCCAAACAGCAGGCACACGUCCAGUGCUCUUCUUCGCUGAGUGCCGCAACGACGGCUCUGGGGUAGGGUUGUGCUGUACUGUGGCUGUGCCACUUCCAGGCGCUGAGCAAGUCCGUUGCCUUUACUGCGAGUGCAUGGGGAGCAGGAUUGUGCACCCGGCGGUAAAGGAGGAGAGAUUCCGUGGGCGUACCACAGAGUUUGAGAAAAUGUUGGGCGGAGAUGAAGUAUAUUCACAAGGGUACCGCAACAAUGACAUCAUCUCUGGUAGCCAUGAAGAAACCUUGUGGGUGGAUUAUCUAGAGGAGGACCAGAUAUACGGCGAUUACGUCUGCGACCAUAGUAAAGUCGAAGAGAAGUUCCCAAGGGACUUAUUUUAAGACAUGUAGAGUUUCUGCUACACAAUGCCUUGUAUCUCUCUCUAGGAAUUAGAUA